Messenger RNA from Pseudozyma flocculosa PF-1, 2859 nucleotides. RefSeq lists its product as uncharacterized. The coding region runs from base 1 to 2859 and encodes 952 amino acids. NCBI's taxonomy places the organism in Eukaryota, Fungi, Basidiomycota, Ustilaginomycetes, Ustilaginales, Ustilaginaceae. The record is from RefSeq and is a predicted model, not a curated record. The transcript has a single exon.
AUGACCGACUAUGCGCAGCACGGCUACGGCGCCGCACCACCAGCGCCGCGAGACGAAGGCGGCAACAUGGCCGGGUUCGGCCUGCGGCGCUUCCAGCGCGACGCAGAGGACCAGGAACGGGUACGUCAGCGUGCGCUCUGGGAGCAGGAGGAGUGCGCUCGCAUCGAACUCGAAAGACGACACCACCACCAGCUGCUCUACCAACAGCAGCAACAGCAAGAGCAGCAGCAGCAGUGGGAAGCGGACCAGAGAUGGCAGCAGCAGCAGCAGCAGCAGCAGCAGCAGCAGGCCUUCAGCAGCAGCUACUUUCACCGCGACCAGCAUGCGUACCCAGCCCCGGACGGCUAUCACGCCGCGACAAGCCGAGGCGCUCAUCACGGCGUGCACCGCAGCGACUCUGGGCACUCGCAUGGUAGCGACAGCGCCGCCUACGAGACCGCCUACGCCGACUCUUCGGCCCUCUACGCAUCUCCGGCAACGAUACCCCCGCCUCUACCGAGCCUUGGGCAGCAGGCGUCUCACCACUAUCCGGCUGCCCAGCCGCGGUCCAACACGCUCGACUCGAGCAGCUCCGGCUCAGUCCUUGGGCUGGCGUACGACCGCGACAGCGUCGCGAUGACGGUCAGACCGAGAAACAGCGACCAGACCGUACACCGAGCGUCGUCAACGACGACAUCGGGGCCGCACGAUCCGAGCUACUGCAGCAAUGACACGGUCGCGCCUGCGCGGCGGAGAUCAAAGGCCUCGAUGCACACGUCCUUUGACCGCGAGACUCGGUACGAAGACGACUUCGAGGAGGCCGAGGGCGACGAUGACGACGACGACGACAUCACGCCUUCGGGCUGGGCCACCGUCAGCCGUUUCAGCCAUUUCGUCAGCUCCGAUGCCGGGGCGUGGCGCUCCAAUCACGGUGCAAGCAGCGACGACGACCGAAUGCCUGCGCUGCCUUCGAUACCCGGGCCGCCCGCGCCGAAGAAUCACAACCGCGCGACAAUGUUUGUCGAGGAACUGCCCAAGGCCAAGUGCGCCGACUGCGGCGAGCUCUUCAGCUUCGAGGAGCUGUCCGACCAUUCGUGCAUCCCGCGCGGUCCCAGCCAGGCGUCGAUGCUCACCAUCAAAGUGCCGUCGCCCAGCCUUGACUUCGGCCCAAGCACGCCGAGCACGCCCUCGACUGCCGGGCUGGGACCGCGGUCUCCCUUCUUCGACAAGUACCAGCACGUGGUGGGCGACAAUGGGCGGCUCAGCCCGGCCUUUGCCGUCUCGACGCCUGGCUCGACGCGCUCCGAGUUCCUGUCGAGAUUCGAGGGCAGCGGCAGCAGCAGCGCCUCUGCCGCCACGUCGCCGAUCGAUCCGACCCAUGCGCCACCGACCUCCAAGGGCAGCGUACCUGCGCUGGUCGAGCCUGCCGCGACGGGCAUGCAGCGAUCGGCCAGCGAUGGCGAACGCGAGGCGCUCGAGCGGAGGCGGAUGAUCGAGCAGCAGCGGGCCGCCAAGAAGCAGGCGAGCGCUGCGGCGGCUGCCACCACCGUCAUGGCCGCCUUGCGCCUGCAGAAGGCGGGCAGAGACCACCAGGCGGGCCAGGAACGGGCAGCGGGCUCCAGCUCGGCCAGAGACGCUGCUAGGCCGCAGGGUCGGGACGUACCUCAUCUCAAGCAGCCGUCGUCGUCCUCGGUCUCGAGCCACGCAUCGUCACACCUCGACCCGGUCUUUCCCAGCGGAAACGGCUCGGCUCGACAGCGGCAGCACAGCGAUGGCACGACGAGCAGCGCCGCUCUGACGCCGAGCUCGAGCUACGACCGUUUCACCGAGACGACGUCGUCGCCGGCCACGACGUCGUACAGCCCGGUCGCGGCGACGGCACGCAGCGGCGUGAGCAGGUCGGGCACCAAGGUCGAGAUUGACCUGGCGGGCAUCGAGGAUCUCAUGAAGGGCCUCACGGCGAGCCCGCAGUCCAUGUCCAAGGAUCUCGGCGCGGACCCAAAGGCAGGGCGUCGCGGCGGCGACCGCGACGGCGGCGACGGCCAUAUCAACGACGACGACGACGACGACGAGCAUGGCGACGACACGCGAGGCCCUGCCGGACGCUCGACCUCGACAUCGUCAGACGUGUCCGAGAGGCAGCGCAAGGAGCGCGAGCGGCAGCGGGAGCGGGAGCGGCAAGAGGAGCUGGAGCGGGAGGUGCGGCGGCGGCGGGAGCGGGACCUGGAUCGGGAGAUUGAGAGGCUCAAGGAAAAGGAAAAGAUCCGCCAGCUGCUCAAGCUGCAGAAGCGGGAGCGCGAGGCCAAGAAGCGCGAGGCGAAGCGGUGCUGCAUCUGCCAAUGCUCGCUGUCGUCGAGCCGGACGCCGUUUGUGGAGCGGGACGGCAAGCUGCUGUGCGCCAAGGACUGGAAGGAGCUGUACCUGCCCAAGUGCCGCAAGUGCGGGCUGUCGGUGGAGCGCGGGGCGGUCAAGGCGUCGGACGGUGCGCUCAAGGGCGUCUUCCACCGGUCCUGCUUCAGCUGCUUCCGGUGCGACGGCGCGUUCGACGACGGCAGCUUCUACGUGCACGGUAACCAGCCCUACUGCGCGCGGCACUACCACGAGGCCAACGGCAGCGUGUGCCGGUCGUGCGGGCGGGGCGUCGAGGGCGACUGCCGCCAGACGGAGGCGGGCGACCGCUUCCAUCCGCAGUGCUUCCGGUGCGAGUACGACAGCAAGGGCCUCGUGUGCCGCCAGUUGCUCGACGAGUACUUCAACGUCGACGGCCGCCGGCUGUGCGAGGCGCACGCGGGCAAGGUCAGCCGGCGCCUCGAGCGGCAGGGCAAGCGCGGCCUCGACCUCAAGGCCGACCGGCGCCGCACCAUGCUUCGCGUCGUCUGA